Molecule: messenger RNA, 1407 nt
Organism: Elephantulus edwardii (Cape elephant shrew)
Lineage: Eukaryota; Metazoa; Chordata; Mammalia; Macroscelidea; Macroscelididae
Gene: PIP4K2C
Product: phosphatidylinositol-5-phosphate 4-kinase, type II, gamma
Exons: 10
Coding region: 127-1392 (421 amino acids)
Biological process (GO): phosphatidylinositol metabolic process
Molecular function (GO): phosphatidylinositol kinase activity
Source: RefSeq, a predicted model, not a curated record
GCCCCGGGCUCUCGGGCCAGCCUCCGGUCACGUGAUCGCUGCGCAGGUGAGCGCCGCUUCCGGGGUCGGGCGUCCGGAGGAUCGCGGCUAGCUCGUUCUUCUACUCGGUCGGGUGCGCGGAAGACUAUGGCGUCCUCCUCGGCCCCUCCGGCCACCGUACCGGCGGCGACAGCGGGCCCCGGCCCAGGUUUCGGCUUCGCCUCCAAGACCAAGAAGAAGCAUUUCGUGCAGCAGAAGGUGAAGGUGUUCCGGGCAGCCGACCCGUUGGUGGGCGUGUUCCUGUGGGGCGUAGCCCACUCGAUCAAUGAGCUCAGCCAGGUGCCUCCCCCAGUGAUGCUGCUUCCAGAUGACUUUAAGGCCAGCUCCAAGAUCAAGGUCAACAAUCAUCUUUUCCACAGGGAAAAUCUGCCCAGUCAUUUCAAGUUUAAGGAGUAUUGUCCGCAGGUCUUCAGGAACCUCCGUGAUCGAUUUAGCAUUGAUGACCAGGAUUAUUUGGUGUCCCUGACCCGGAGUCCCCCAAGUCAAAGCGAAGGCAGUGAUGGUCGAUUCCUUAUCUCCUAUGAUCGGACUCUGGUCAUUAAAGAAGUGUCCAGUGAGGACAUUGCUGACAUGCAUAGCAAUCUCUCCAACUACCAUCAGUACAUUGUGAAGUGCCAUGGCAACACAUUACUGCCUCAGUUUCUAGGGAUGUACCGUGUCAGUGUGGACAAUGAAGAUUGCUACAUGCUUGUUAUGCGCAAUAUGUUUAGCCACCGGCUUCCUGUGCACAGGAAGUAUGACCUCAAGGGUUCUCUAGUGUCCCGAGAAGCCAGCGAUAAGGAAAAGGUUAAAGAAUUGCCCACUCUUAAGGAUAUGGACUUUCUCAACAAGAACCAGAAAGUUUAUAUUGGUGAAGAAGAAAAGAAGGUGUUUCUAGAGAAGCUAAAAAGAGAUGUGGAGUUUCUAGUACAGCUGAAGAUCAUGGACUACAGCCUGCUGUUGGGCAUCCACGACAUCAUCCGGGGCUCUGAACCAGAGGAGGAGGGACCUACCCGGGAGGAGGAGGCAGAAGGGGAGGGGGACUGUGGUCUAACCGGACCUCCUGCGCUGGUGGGCUCCUAUGGCACCUCCCCUGAAGGCAUCGGUGGCUACAUCCAUUCCCAUCGACCUUUGGGUCCUGGAGAGUUUGAAUCUUUCAUUGAUGUCUAUGCCAUCCGGAGUGCUGAAGGGGCCCCCCAGAAGGAGGUGUAUUUCAUGGGUCUCAUUGACAUCCUGACACAGUAUGAUGCCAAGAAGAAAGCAGCUCAUGCAGCCAAAACUGUCAAGCAUGGUGCCGGGGCAGAGAUCUCCACUGUCCAUCCUGAACAGUAUGCUAAGCGGUUCCUGGAUUUUAUUACCAACAUCUUUGCCUAAAAGACUCCCUGACUC